AGGAAGCAGUAAUAGAGAUAACAGGUAUGUAGAAUGUACAAAUUUUAUGUAUUUUGUUGGUUAAUUUUUUCUCCUAUUUCGUCGAUUUCGUCAUGCAAUUCAACUGCAUGACGUGGCCAUUUUGUUUAAUCGAUAUUCGAAAUUUAUAAAUUAGGUAUUUUAUGAUGAAACUAACAUCAUAGCUAAAAUAUACUUUCACAUCGUUAAUAACUGUUAUUUUGUGUAAAAUAACGAAGGAUUUUAUGAGAAAUUCCCAAUUUCGCAGCUGAUUUAACGGUAUUGAUCGACGACCUCCUGACGUCACCUCCUUUGUUCUCCAUUUACGUUUUAUUUAUCUAGUUUAUGCGUUUUAUUACUAUUUUUAAGCUUAUCCGCUAUUAUUUUACGAAUUAUUUUCGUCUGUUUACUCAUUUCUGUGAAAUAAAUUGGAUAUUUUUAUCCAAAUACCUAAAGUGUUUUGAAUCAUUAUCCUUUGUUUUUUUUUAAUUUUUUAUGUUGACUCAUUCAUUAGGCAAAUUUGACACAUUAAAAUAUCAGCUGAUAUUUAACUAAAUAAAUUCACAUCUUUUUUCAAAUUCUCAGUGAACAAGGUUGGUUAAAUUUAAUUCUCUUUUUAUAGAAUGCAGAUCUUCGUGAAAACCUUGACUGGGAAAACCAUUACUCUUGAAGUUGAACCUUCUGACACCAUCGAGAAUGUCAAAGCUAAGAUCCAGGACAAGGAGGGAAUUCCCCCAGACCAACAACGAUUGAUCUUCGCUGGAAAGCAACUUGAAGAUGGUCGCACUCUUUCUGACUACAACAUCCAGAAGGAAUCUACUCUUCACUUGGUACUUAGACUUCGUGGUGGUAUGCAGAUCUUCGUUAAAACUUUAACUGGCAAGACCAUUACUCUUGAAGUUGAACCUUCUGAUACUAUCGAGAAUGUCAAAGCUAAGAUCCAGGACAAGGAAGGAAUUCCACCAGACCAACAAAGAUUGAUCUUCGCCGGUAAACAAUUGGAAGAUGGUCGUACUCUUUCUGACUACAACAUCCAGAAGGAAUCUACUCUUCACUUGGUACUUAGACUUCGUGGUGGUAUGCAGAUCUUCGUUAAAACUUUAACUGGAAAAACAAUCACUCUUGAAGUCGAGCCAUCCGACACCAUUGAAAAUGUCAAAGCUAAGAUCCAGGACAAGGAAGGAAUUCCACCAGACCAACAAAGAUUGAUCUUCGCCGGUAAACAAUUGGAAGAUGGUCGUACUCUUUCUGACUACAACAUCCAGAAGGAAUCUACUCUUCACUUGGUACUUAGACUUCGUGGUGGUAUGCAGAUCUUCGUUAAAACUUUAACUGGAAAAACAAUCACUCUUGAAGUCGAGCCAUCCGACACCAUUGAAAAUGUCAAAGCUAAGAUCCAGGACAAGGAAGGUAUCCCACCAGACCAACAGAGAUUGAUCUUCGCCGGUAAACAAUUGGAAGAUGGUCGUACUCUUUCUGACUACAACAUCCAGAAAGAAUCUACUCUUCACUUGGUACUUAGACUUCGUGGUGGUAUGCAGAUAUUCGUUAAAACUUUAACUGGAAAGACCAUCACCUUGGAAGUCGAGCCAUCCGACACCAUUGAAAAUGUCAAAGCUAAGAUCCAGGACAAGGAAGGUAUCCCACCAGACCAACAGAGAUUGAUCUUUGCAGGAAAACAACUAGAAGAUGGUCGUACUCUUUCUGAUUACAACAUCCAAAAGGAAUCUACCCUUCACUUGGUACUUAGACUUCGUGGUGGAAUGCAGAUCUUUGUAAAAACUCUUACUGGAAAGACCAUUACUCUUGAAGUUGAACCUUCCGACACCAUCGAGAAUGUCAAAGCUAAAAUCCAGGACAAAGAGGGAAUUCCUCCAGACCAACAAAGAUUGAUCUUUGCAGGAAAACAGUUGGAAGAUGGUCGUACUCUUUCUGAUUACAACAUCCAGAAGGAAUCUACUCUUCACUUGGUAUUGAGACUUCGUGGUGGUAUGCAGAUCUUCGUUAAAACUUUAACUGGAAAAACUAUUACUCUUGAAGUCGAGCCAUCCGACACCAUUGAAAAUGUCAAAGCUAAGAUCCAAGACAAGGAAGGUAUCCCACCAGACCAACAAAGAUUGAUCUUCGCCGGCAAACAAUUGGAAGAUGGUCGUACUCUUUCUGACUACAACAUCCAGAAGGAAUCUACUCUUCACUUGGUUUUGAGACUUCGUGGUGGUAUGCAAAUUUUUGUUAAAACUUUAACUGGAAAGACCAUCACCUUGGAAGUCGAGCCAUCCGACACUAUUGAAAAUGUCAAAGCUAAAAUCCAGGACAAGGAAGGAAUUCCCCCAGACCAACAGAGAUUGAUCUUCGCUGGAAAACAACUAGAAGAUGGUCGCACUCUUUCUGAUUACAACAUCCAGAAAGAAUCUACUCUUCACUUGGUACUUAGACUUCGUGGUGGUAUGCAGAUCUUCGUUAAAACUUUAACUGGCAAGACCAUUACUCUUGAAGUUGAACCUUCUGACACCAUCGAGAAUGUCAAAGCUAAAAUCCAGGACAAGGAGGGAAUUCCCCCAGACCAACAGAGAUUGAUCUUCGCCGGUAAACAAUUGGAAGAUGGUCGUACUCUUUCUGAUUACAACAUCCAGAAGGAAUCUACCCUUCACUUGGUACUUAGACUUCGUGGUGGAAUGCAGAUCUUCGUUAAAACUCUCACUGGCAAGACCAUUACUCUUGAAGUUGAACCUUCUGACACCAUCGAGAAUGUCAAAGCUAAAAUCCAGGACAAGGAGGGAAUUCCCCCAGACCAACAAAGAUUGAUCUUCGCCGGUAAACAAUUGGAAGAUGGUCGUACUCUUUCUGACUACAACAUCCAGAAGGAAUCUACUCUUCACUUGGUACUUAGACUUCGUGGUGGAAUGCAGAUCUUCGUUAAAACUCUCACUGGCAAGACCAUUACUCUUGAAGUUGAACCUUCUGACACCAUCGAGAAUGUCAAAGCUAAAAUCCAGGACAAAGAGGGAAUUCCUCCAGACCAACAAAGAUUGAUCUUUGCAGGAAAGCAGUUGGAAGAUGGUCGUACUCUUUCUGAUUACAACAUCCAGAAGGAAUCUACUCUUCACUUGGUUUUGAGACUUCGUGGUGGUAUGCAAAUUUUUGUUAAAACUUUAACUGGAAAGACCAUCACCUUGGAAGUCGAGCCAUCCGACACUAUUGAAAAUGUCAAAGCUAAAAUCCAGGACAAGGAGGGAAUUCCUCCAGACCAACAGAGAUUGAUCUUCGCUGGAAAACAACUAGAAGAUGGUCGUACUCUUUCUGAUUACAACAUCCAGAAGGAAUCUACCCUUCACUUGGUACUUAGACUUCGUGGUGGAAUGCAGAUCUUCGUUAAAACUCUCACUGGCAAGACCAUUACUCUUGAAGUUGAACCUUCUGACACCAUUGAAAAUGUCAAAGCUAAGAUCCAGGACAAGGAAGGUAUCCCACCAGACCAACAAAGAUUGAUCUUCGCCGGUAAACAAUUGGAAGAUGGUCGUACUCUUUCUGACUACAACAUCCAGAAAGAAUCUACUCUUCACUUGGUACUCCGUCUUAGAGGAGGACAGUAA
Phyllotreta striolata is the source of this 3590-nucleotide messenger RNA. Lineage: Eukaryota; Metazoa; Arthropoda; Insecta; Coleoptera; Chrysomelidae. The record is from the annotation of a GenBank genome assembly.